Messenger RNA from Striga hermonthica, 867 nucleotides. The record is from the annotation of a GenBank genome assembly. NCBI's taxonomy places the organism in Eukaryota, Viridiplantae, Streptophyta, Magnoliopsida, Lamiales, Orobanchaceae.
AUGAGUUUGAUGGAGAUACCCAUAAUUCAACAGCACAACACUCCUUCAAUGUCCACUCGAUAUUGUCCCCAGGUCUAUGGAUGUCAGCAGACACUAGUGUCUAUGCUCACAAGAAGGCGACCUGCUGAAAAGAAUAGCUUAUCUGGAGGAACAAGUUCUAUUUCAGAUGACAAUACUGUUGUUCAAAGGUGGAGUCAGUCCAUUAAGAGACCCCAUUACGCUUGUGGACCUUCAUCCGAUGUAAUUCAUGAUGGUGCAUUUUAUACAUCAGAUGACUUUUCUGAAGGGUCGUUUAAAGAAUCAUCUUCCAGCUCACAUUGCUCCGAAGUUGGUCGUACUGGAUCUUUUUCAUCUGUAGUUUGUAAGAAAAAAGCAAGACAAAGUCAGUGGUCUCAGCUUUCACUGAAAGCGUUUUUCCAGAAAUCAGGAGCCAGUGGUGAUACAAAUAAUAGUAUUUGUUCUGACAAGGAGCCUCCUCAAUCAGACAUUUCGAUUUCUUACUGUGAAAUGAAUGACACUGUCACCGAAGAUGGUGAACUAGAUGCUGCAAAGGAAUGGCCGUCAAGACAAAGCACAAUAAUGCAAGGAAAUAAUACGUCACAAUUUCCAGAAAAAGAGAAGAAUAUCACGGCCUUAGUUGAGUGGCAACGGAUUCAGCAACUUAUGGAAACCAGCAUACCUCUUUGCAAGGGCCACAAGGAACCUUGUGUUUCUCGAGUGGUGAAGAAAUCUGGACCUAAUUUGGGUCGACGGUUUUAUGUCUGUGCUCGUGCGGAGGAAUUCGACGUUGUUCUUAGAGCGGAUAGGCCGGUUAGACACUGCACGAACAUCCUAAGCCAAGAUUGCGAGGCGAUACUUCAAGCUUGA